Sus scrofa (pig) is the source of this 1750-nucleotide messenger RNA. RefSeq names its product DDAH family member 2, ADMA-independent (gene DDAH2). NCBI's taxonomy places the organism in Eukaryota, Metazoa, Chordata, Mammalia, Artiodactyla, Suidae. The record is from RefSeq and is a predicted model, not a curated record.
CUCUUGUGUGAGCCGGAGUUUGGGGGUGCUGGGCCCCUGCUUGCACCAGACAGUGCGGAGAGUCGAUAUUUGGGUGCGGAGCUGAGUCGGGGUGGACUUUGGGGAAGAGAGAUCUCGAGACUGGGGGACGAUCCUGGCUCCCAGUGUGGCGCCUGCUCCCCAGAACCACGCCCCCCAUUUCCCCCCGACCCGGCGCGCGCCCCUCGGAUUUCGUUUUAGACCUCUCCCAGUCCUUCGGGACUCGGUCUGGUUUACACUGGGUAGCUCUAGGGACGGAGCGAUCGGCUCGGGUGGAGAGAGGAUGGUUAACUCCUUAGGACCUAAUUCCUCCCUCCUUGUCCCUCUUUCCCUUUCUCGUUCGGACAUCCAGAACUUCCAUCCCCCAGGCCCUGACUCUCUCCCCAGCUGUCUCCCGUCCCAUAACCCCUUUGCGUCCCUCGCCGCAUUUCGGGUCCCUAAGGCAGCGAGCAGCUGAGGGUUAAGGGGGCGGGUCUGCUGCAUUUUUGGGGAAUGAGCGCAUCCUAGCGGCUGCCAAGAGGGGCUCCCGGCCGGGACCUCUCCAAGCCCCCGAGAUGGGGCAACAGGUGUUUUGGAGAUUAGGGAUUCCGAUCUUAUUCCUCCGACUCCCCCUAAAGCGACCGGUGAAGUAAAAAGAGAAAACUAAGAAAUCAGCGUGGCCGGAGGGGGGUCCGUGUGGAUGGGAUGGGGACGCCAGGGGAGGGGCUGGGCCGCUGCUCCCAUGCCCUGAUCCGGGGGGUCCCGGAGAGCCUGGCGUCGGUGGAGGGUGCGGGGGCUGGCCUCCCGGCCCUGGACCUGGCCAAAGCUCAGAGGGAGCACGGGGUGCUGGGUGGUAAACUGAGACAGCGAUUGGGGCUGCAGCUGUUAGAACUGCCUCCUGAAGAGUCGCUGCCGCUGGGACCGCUGCUCGGUGACACCGCGGUGAUCCAAGGGGAUACGGCCCUAAUCACGAGACCCUGGAGCCCCGCCCGCAGGCCGGAGGUCGAUGGAGUCCGCAAAGCCCUCCAGGACCUGGGGCUCCGAAUUGUGGAGAUGGGGGACGAGAACGCGACACUGGAUGGCACCGAUGUUCUCUUCACCGGCCGCGAGUUUUUCGUAGGCCUUUCCAAGUGGACCAAUCACCGUGGAGCUGAGAUCGUGGCGGACACGUUCCGGGACUUUGCCGUCUCCACGGUGCCGGUCUCGGGCCCCUCCCACCUGCGUGGCCUCUGUGGCAUGGGGGGACCACGCACUGUGGUGGCGGGUAGCAGCGAGGCAGCCCAAAAAGCUGUCAGGGCAAUGGCAGUGUUGACGGAUCAUCCCUAUGCCUCCCUGACCCUCCCAGAUGACGCAGCGGCUGACUGUCUCUUUCUGCGUCCUGGGCUGCCGGGAGUGCCCCCGUUCCUCCUGCACCGUGGAGGUGGGGAUCUACCCAACAGCCAGGAGGCACUGCAGAAGCUCUCUGACGUCACCCUGGUACCUGUGUCCUGCUCGGAACUGGAGAAGGCGGGCGCUGGGCUCAGCUCCCUCUGCCUGGUGCUCAGCACACGCCCCCACAGCUGAGAACCUGGCCUUGGGGUCCUGGCUGGCUAGGGGUAGGGCGGCAUAGGAGUAGAAGGGGAAGGAGGGUUAGAUGGAGGAUGGCAAAUAGGGAGUAGUGGGGAGAGGGCCCCAAGAUCGGGGGAGGGCAUAGGAUAGAGGCCACUGGGUGACUCUUCUCCCCAAGAACUAAUAAAAUAGAACUGACCUUUUA